Menidia menidia (Atlantic silverside) is the source of this 2661-nucleotide messenger RNA. Lineage: Eukaryota; Metazoa; Chordata; Actinopteri; Atheriniformes; Atherinopsidae. The record is from the annotation of a GenBank genome assembly.
GAAGAUGGACAGCUUGAUGUCGGGGUCCUUCACGGGUCUGCGUGUGGCGCGAUGCGGGAAAUUGAGGGUAAAUAGUUUGACAGUCUCAGAGCUGAGGACUUUAUUAUUGUUAAGUGCAUUUCAGUUGAGAUUAACGAGAUGUUUUCAACGGAGGCAAAUUGUUGGUUUAUCCGGAAGGUAAUUUGCUGGAGAGCAGCGGCAAGCAUUGCUUGGGCUGUCCUGUUGUUGCCACCAACUACAGCAGUUUUUGUGAUUCUUAGCAAGUUCAGUCUUCUCCAUCCCAUCCAGACAGUAACGGAAUGCUUGUCGCUGAUGACGAGUGCCAGUGCGAUUUUCUCCUUCAUAUUGCUGGGUGGAGUAAUCAUAAUGGUUGGUUUCCUGAUCUUGGAGUAUCACACAGUAAUCCCCACCAUUGCCUGCUCAAAAAUUGCAUUGUUUGGUCAGCUGCUCCACCCUCGCCAGUUUGUCAGCUCCUUGGCCUAUUGCCUCAUGGGUAUGAUCGUAGGCUGGUGUUGUGCUGUCACUAUUGGCUUCAGAUAUGAGACGCUCUGCUACUCGUGUGCUCAGAGUGACGGUUACCCUCAGAUGUGUCUGAAUGAGCACCAUCUGGUCUUUCUGCUGACGGGAGCCUUUGUUGGGCUCUCGCAUAGUCUCCUGGGGGUAAUCCACAACUUGAACUAUGUCUCGUUCCAUAGUGUACAGCAAUAUAAAUACCUGCGCUUCAAGGGAUCUCUGCCUUUAGUGGUGAAGUUCAGCUCCUCUCAAGCAUUUUACUCUGUCAGGAACUUCAUUGCUUUGUAUUUCUUUCUAGGAUACAUUCCAAGAGCUUGGGUCUGUAAAACACUCAAUCUUCACUUGGACAGUGCUGUCCAUCCUCUUGACAGCAUAGCAGGACUGCUGGACCUCUCCCUGCUCUACCACCUCUGGAUUAGUGCCACCUUCCUCCUCUUUACGUGGUACAUCACACUGCUACUCUUUAGGAUCUUUGUCACUGAGGUUUACAGUUUCCCUGUGCAGCCGUCUUUUACAGAAGAUGCCCACCAGUGUCUUCCCAAAGUUCUUCCUGAGGAACAGCCAAAGAUUUUAAAGUUCCUAGCUCUGCAGGACUUGGCUCUCUUGUCUCAGCAUUCUCCAUCACGGCGCAGUGAAGUUCUGAGUCUGAGCCAGCCAGGAGGACAUCCACAUAACUGGAAUGCUAUUUGUAAAGAGUGCUUGUGUCUUCUGGCGGAUCUGACCCAGAGGCUUGUGGCCUAUCAUGAGACCGUUGCUAUCAACGGCAGAGCCAAAUCAAUGUCAAGUGGGAGCGAAAAGAGGAGUUCAUCUGAGACAUCAGGUACAGAGGAGUUGAGUCCGAGGCCUGCUUUUCUGAUGAAGACUCCAGCUUCAGUCUUUGCCCGCUCUCUGGCCGGAGGCCUGCAGAGCCCUCUAACGGCGCCGUUCACUCCUGACUUGGACAGCCCGUUUGCGUCCCCUGCUCUGCGGCGGCUCGCGGCUCCGGUGGAUCCAGGCUCGCCGUGGUACGGCACAGUGCAGAGCCCCCACCUCAUGCGGAGAGCACCGAAGCUCUGGUCCACCUCCACAGAUUCACACGUCAAUGGUAGCCCUCAGCCUUCGCCAGCUUCUCAUCUCAGUCCAAAAGAGGAAUCCUCCAAACCAAGUUUUCUCUCUCAGUUUCUGCAGAACAGAAAAGACCAGGUUAAAAAUUUCUUCGCAAAGCGGGUGCUGAUAAUGUAUUUGUUUAACAAGCUUCCAGAAGCCUCCAGUCAGGCCCUCUUUGCUGACAGCCAGGCUCAUAUCUGGGCUUUGGAAGGGCUGUCAUACCUUGUUCAAGCUUCCUUCUCAGAAGACCAGUUUGGAGUUGUUCAGACUACAUUACCCAGCAUCCUCUGCUCCAUGCUGCUGUUACAAGAGGCUGUAGACCGACACUUUAAGCUGCCUCAUGCCUCCAGCAAGCCUGUGAGGACAACGGGCAGCAUGGGAGACUCCACCUACAAAACCCUGCGCUUUGCUCUCAGGGCCACACUCAAGACCGCCAUUUACAGGAUAACCACCACGUUUGGAGACCACUUAAAAGCUGUACAGAUGUCUGCAGAGCACCGGAAAAGAUUGCAACACUUUUUGGAGUAUAAAGAAUAACUGCCAACCGCUUCAUCUGCCCUGAGUUUUGCCAUUAAAAGUGUGAGUGGUAUUUCUGUGUGUGUGCGUGCAGGAAAACAAUAAUAUUUCCACGAUAGCUGAUGCCUACCUUAAUAUUUGUGUCUACAGUGUGACAGCAGAUUGUUUUCAGCAGGCUUCAUCACAUCAGGAAGUCAGAGGAUGGUUAUGCACAAUGAUGUUGAUCGUCAGGUUUUGGGAGCUUUUUGAAAAAAAAUGUUUUUUUUUCCAGAAAUUCCAACAAAAUAAAAAAAUGAACUUUUUCCGUUUGGAUGAAUUGUAAAUGGCUGCGUUUUUCACUGGUUUCAUAUUUCAGCUGCUAUCCUUUUGAGACAAAAAGUUGGGAUGCUGAAGUUGUUCAGAAAAUGUGGUUUCAUAGAUCUGUUUUCUUCUGAACAACCUUCAGUGUGGCUCAUCAUCUCAGUCACUCUGAGUUUACAUGUGUGUGUGUGUGAGUGAAUAGAUGCUUAACUGUCAGUGUGAGUUUGACUUGUUGAAUAAAAAAAA